GUUCAGUCAUCAACAGCAUUCGUGACUGGCAACGUCGUUUCGUUCGUCCGUCGCCGAAAGAAAUCGAGAAUUUCAGAAGAUUUUUGGAUUCUACUGCCCCACAAGGCAGUGCAGCUUCUUCUUCUUAGCCGCGGCGCGGGUGUGUGUGCGUGUGUGCCCCUCUCUCUCACUGUGUGUGUACGUCGUGUGUGUGUGUGUGCAGAAGAAUCCCCCCACCCACUUCAUACAAAAAAUUCAUAAAAAAAUAAUUGCAAAAGAAUGAAUCUCGCUUGCCAAGAAGAAGAAACGUAUUGAUCAUAUUUAUAAACAAAACAGCACACAGCCAAACAAAUCAAAAAGGACUAAACGAACGUAUAAUAUAACUGUUUAUUAUUUUUUUCAAGUGCAUUUUUGUUCGCUAAAAUAUGUGCGCGUGUAUGAGUGUCAAGUGUAAACAACAACAGCAACAUCAAAAGCAACAACAGCGACAGCAAACAUGUGCAAAAUAAGCCACAGCCAAAAAGCAACAACAUAAUGAUAAUGGCUUGAAAAAAUCACACACACAACAACAACAGGCAACAACCAAAACAACAACAUCAUACCCUCACCAUUCAACAAACGACUACAACAAAAUCCCCCACACAACAACAAGAAGAAACCCCCUUCCAAAAAAAUCAAAAAAAAUUCUUUUUCGGAACUAAAGUGAACAAAAUAUAAAACAUAACAUAACCAUAAUAAUAAUAAUAAUAACACACAGAAAUUGGCUUAUUUAUGCAUUUUUUUGAGCACGUAACAAGAAACAUACUACUUAAGGUGUAAAUGUGAUGACUAAAAACGAAAACCGAAUUAAAUAACAACUAACUAACAAGUAAAAUCGAAACGACAACAGAACAGAAUAAUGCCAGGCCUUAUUAGCCCCAAAUUGGUAGAAUCCAAAAACUGAAAACCCCAAAAAAACCUAAGCAAAAACUGACUGAGAAUUAUUGAAUUAACCCAAGAAAGCCCACGAAUGCAGCCAACAUUGCCACAAGCCGCUGGGACAGCCGAUAUGGAUCUGACGGCUGUUCAAUCAAUCAACGAUUGGUUUUUCAAAAAGGAGCAAAUUUAUUUAUUGGCACAGUUUUGGCAACAGCGCGCAACCCUUGCCGAAAAGGAAGUGAACACACUCAAAGAGCAGCUAUCCACCGGCAAUCCCGACAGCAACCUCAACAGCGAAAACAGCGAUACAGCAGCAGCGGCAGCAACAGCAGCAGCAGUUGCAGCAGUUGUUGCAGGAGCAACAGCAACAAACGACAUCGAGGACGAGCAGCAGCAACAGUUGCAGCAGACGGCCAGCGGCGGCAUUUUGGAAAGCGACAGCGACAAGCUGCUGAACAGCUCCAUUGUUGCAGCGGCCAUAACGCUGCAGCAGCAGAACGGCAGCAAUCUGCUGGCCAACACAAAUACGCCGUCGCCCUCGCCGCCGUUGCUCAGCGCCGAGCAGCAGCAGCAGUUGCAGAGCAGUUUGCAACAGAGCGGCGGUGUUGGCGGCGCCUGCCUCAAUCCCAAGCUUUUCUUCAAUCACGCCCAACAGAUGAUGAUGAUGGAGGCGGCAGCCGCGGCAGCAGCGGCGGCAUUGCAACAGCAGCAGCAACAGCAAUCACCACUCCAUUCGCCGGCGAAUGAAGUUGCGAUUCCCACAGAACAGCCAGCGGCAACAGUGGCAACAGGAGCCGCUGCUGCAGCAGCCGCAGCAGCAACACCGAUUGCAACUGGCAACGUCAAAAGCGGCAGCACCACCAGCAACGCCAAUCACACCAACAGCAACAAUAGUCACCAGGACGAGGAGGAGCUGGACGAUGAGGAGGAGGACGAGGAGGAGGAUGAGGACGAGGAUGAUGAGGAGGAGAAUGCCUCGAUGCAAUCGAAUGCUGAUGAUAUGGAGCUGGAUGCGCAGCAAGAAACCAGAACUGAGCCAAGUGCAACAACACAACAGCAGCAUCAGCAGCAGGAUACAGAGGAUCUUGAGGAGAACAAGGAUGCGGGGGAGGCUAGUUUAAAUGUUAGCAAUAAUCACAAUACAACCGAUAGCAAUAAUAGUUGUAGUCGAAAGAACAACAAUGGCGGCAAUGAAAGUGAGCAACAUGUGGCCAGUUCGGCGGAGGACGAUGAUUGCGCCAACAACAAUACAAAUACCAGCAAUAACAACAAUACCAGCAACACCGCCACCAGCAACACGAACAACAACAAUAAUAAUAACAGCAGCAGCGGCAACAGCGAGAAGCGCAAGAAGAAGAACAAUAACAACAACAACGGCCAGCCUGCUGUUCUAUUAGCUGCCAAAGAUAAAGAGAUUAAAGCCCUUUUGGACGAACUGCAGCGCUUGAGGGCGCAGGAGCAGACGCACCUGGUGCAAAUCCAACGAUUGGAGGAACAUCUUGAGGUCAAGCGUCAGCACAUCAUCCGAUUGGAGGCACGUCUGGAUAAGCAGCAAAUUAAUGAGGCACUGGCCGAGGCGACCGCUUUGUCCGCUGCCGCGUCAACCAACAACAACAAUAAUAGCCAGAGCAGCGACAACAAUAAGAAGCUGAAUACCGCUGCAGAAAGACCGAUGGAUGCGUCAUCCAAUGCCGAUCUACCGGAGUCCACAAAAGCUCCAGUUCCGGCGGAGGAUGACGAAGAAGAUGAGGAUCAGGCCAUGCUGGUGGAUUCCGAGGAAGCGGAGGACAAGCCAGAGGACUCACAUCACGAUGACGACGAAGAUGAGGACGAGGAUCGGGAGGCGGUCAAUGCCACCACAACCGAUAGCAACGAGCUCAAAAUCAAAAAGGAACAGCAUCCGCUGGAUCUGAAUGUGCUCAGUCCGAAUUCGGCCAUUGCCGCUGCAGCUGCGGCCGCCGCUGCCGCCGCCUGCGCCAAUGACCCCAACAAAUUCCAGGCUCUGCUCAUCGAGCGGACCAAAGCCUUGGCCGCAGAGGCGCUCAAGAAUGGCGCCAGCGAUGCCCUCAGCGAAGAUGCCCACCAUCAGCAGCAGCAGCACCACCAACAGCAGCACCAACACCAGCAACAACACCACCAGCAACAGCACCUCCACCAGCAACAUCACCAUCACCUGCAACAGCAACCAAACAGCGGCAGCAACAGCAAUCCAGCGAGCAACGACCACCAUCAUGGACACCAUUUGCAUGGCCAUGGUUUGCUGCAUCCUUCGUCGGCGCACCAUCUGCACCACCAAACGACCGAAUCCAAUUCGAAUUCGAGUACACCCACAGCGGCGGGAAAUAACAAUGGUAGCAAUAACAGCUCCAGCAACACAAAUGCCAAUAGUACCGCUCAAUUGGCCGCCAGUUUGGCCAGUACACUCAAUGGCACCAAGUCCCUGAUGCAGGAGGAUAGCAAUGGCUUGGCCGCCGUCGCCAUGGCGGCUCAUGCCCAACAUGCGGCUGCCUUGGGACCUGGAUUUUUGCCCGGCCUUCCAGCGUUUCAGUUUGCCGCCGCCCAAGUGGCCGCCGGUGGCGAUGGACGGGGUCAUUAUCGUUUCGCCGACUCGGAACUGCAAUUGCCACCGGGUGCUUCGAUGGCCGGUCGUCUUGGAGAGUCGCUCAUACCCAAGGGUGAUCCCAUGGAGGCCAAACUCCAAGAGAUGUUGCGCUACAACAUGGACAAGUACGCCAAUCAGGCGCUGGAUACCCUGCACAUUUCGCGACGUGUCCGCGAACUGCUAUCGGUGCACAACAUUGGCCAGCGACUAUUUGCCAAAUACAUACUGGGCCUGUCGCAGGGCACCGUUUCCGAGCUGCUGAGCAAACCCAAGCCGUGGGACAAGUUGACGGAGAAGGGACGAGAUAGCUACCGCAAAAUGCACGCCUGGGCCUGUGACGAUAAUGCCGUCAUGCUGCUCAAAUCGCUGAUACCCAAGAAAGAUUCUGGACUGCCGCAGUAUGCGGGUCGUGGUGCCGGCGGCGCUGGCGGCGAUGAUUCCAUGUCCGAGGAUCGGAUUGCACAUAUCCUCAGCGAAGCCUCCUCGCUGAUGAAACAGAGCAGUGUGGCCCAGCAUCGGGAGCAGGAGCGUCGCAGUCACGGCGGCGAGGAUUCACACAGCAACGAGGACAGCAAAUCGCCACCUCAAAGCUGCACGUCGCCGUUCUUCAAGGUGGAGAAUCAGCUGAAGCAGCACCAGCAUCUUAAUCCCGAGCAGGCUGCCGCUCAGCAAAGGGAAAGGGAACGCGAGCAAAGAGAACGGGAGCAGCAGCAGCGGCUGCGGCACGACGACCAGGACAAGAUGGCUCGUCUCUACCAGGAGCUGAUUGCACGCACUCCGCGUGAGACGGCUUUUCCAAGCUUUCUCUUCUCACCCUCGCUAUUUGGAGGAGCCGCCGGAAUGCCAGGAGCAGCCAGCAAUGCCUUUCCCGCCAUGGCCGAUGAAAAUAUGCGUCACGUCUUUGAACGUGAGAUUGCCAAGCUGCAGCAGCACCAACAGCAACAACAAGCUGCCCAGGCUCAGGCACAGUUCCCCAACUUCUCGAGCCUGAUGGCUUUGCAGCAGCAGGUCCUCAACGGAGCCCAGGAUCUCUCGCUAGCUGCCGCUGCAGCCAAGGACAUCAAGUUGAACGGUCAGCGAUCCUCGUUGGAGCACAGUGCCGGCAGCAGCAGUUGUUCAAAAGAUGGCGAACGAGAUGAUGCGUAUCCAAGUUCCCUACAUGGUCGCAAGUCCGAGGGAGGUGGCACACCCGCACCACCUGCCCCACCAUCUGGCCCAGGAACCGGAGCAGGAGCCCCACCCACAGCAGCACCACCAACCGGCGGUGCCAGCAGCAAUUCGGCAGCACCCAGUCCGCUAAGCAAUUCAAUACUUCCACCGGCAUUGAGCAGCCAAGGUGAGGAGUUCGCCGCGACAGCAAGUCCUUUGCAGCGAAUGGCCUCGAUCACCAAUUCGCUGAUUACCCAACCACCGGUGACGCCGCACCACAGUACGCCACAGCGACCCACCAAGGCGGUUCUGCCACCGAUCACCCAGCAACAGUUCGAUAUGUUCAACAACCUUAACACCGAGGAUAUAGUCAGACGUGUGAAGGAGGCCCUGUCGCAGUACUCCAUCUCCCAGCGAUUGUUCGGCGAGUCCGUGCUGGGUUUGUCUCAGGGAUCGGUCUCCGAUUUAUUGGCUAGACCCAAGCCAUGGCACAUGCUCACUCAAAAGGGCCGUGAACCCUUCAUUCGCAUGAAGAUGUUCCUGGAGGAUGAGAACGCGGUGCACAAACUGGUGGCCAGUCAAUACAAGAUUGCCCCCGAGAAGCUAAUGCGAACGGGCAGUUACAGUGGAAGUCCGCAGAUGCCACAGGGAUUGGCAAGCAAAAUGCAGGCUGCCUCCCUGCCCAUGCAGAAGAUGAUGAGCGAACUUAAGCUGCAGGAGCCAGCACAGGCGCAGCACUUGAUGCAGCAAAUGCAGGCGGCGGCAAUGUCGGCAGCAAUGCAACAGCAGCAAGUGGCACAAGCGCAGCAGCAGGCUCAGCAGGCGCAACAGGCACAACAGCAUUUGCAGCAGCAGGCGCAGCAGCACUUGCAACAGCAGCAACAUCUUGCCCAGCAGCAACACCCCCAUCAGCAGCACCAUCAAGCGGCCGCCGCGGCUGCCGCAUUGCACCACCAAAGCAUGCUUCUGACCUCGCCCGGACUGCCACCCCAGCAUGCCAUCAGUCUGCCACCUUCAGCGGGUGGAGCCCAACCAGGUGGUCCUGGUGGCAAUCAGGGCAGCUCAAAUCCCUCAAACAGCGAAAAGAAACCCAUGCUGAUGCCGGUUCAUGGCACUAAUGCCAUGAGAAGUCUGCACCAGCACAUGUCGCCCACCGUUUACGAAAUGGCCGCUUUAACCCAAGAUCUGGACACCCACGAUAUCACUACCAAGAUCAAGGAGGCGUUGUUGGCCAACAAUAUUGGUCAGAAAAUAUUUGGCGAAGCCGUUUUGGGACUUUCGCAGGGAUCCGUAUCUGAGCUGCUGAGCAAACCGAAGCCCUGGCACAUGCUCUCCAUCAAGGGCAGGGAACCCUUCAUCCGGAUGCAAUUGUGGCUCAGUGAUGCCAACAAUGUUGAACGAUUGCAGUUGCUGAAAAAUGAGCGACGGGAGGCCAGCAAACGAAGGAGGAGCACAGGCCCAAACCAACAGGACAAUAGUAGCGAUACCUCCAGCAAUGAUACCAAUGACUUCUAUACCAGCAGUCCGGGUCCAGGAUCCGUCGGUUCGGGUGUCGGUGGUGCUCCGCCGAGCAAAAAACAGCGUGUCCUCUUCUCCGAGGAGCAAAAGGAGGCACUUCGGCUGGCAUUCGCCUUGGAUCCGUAUCCAAAUGUGGGGACCAUCGAGUUUCUGGCCAAUGAGCUGGGCUUGGCAACGCGGACGAUCACCAACUGGUUCCACAAUCAUCGCAUGCGAUUGAAGCAACAGGUGCCACACGGACCUGCCGGUCAAGAUAAUCCGAUACCGAGUCGCGAGAGUACCAGUGCCACGCCCUUCGAUCCCGUCCAAUUCCGCAUUCUGCUGCAGCAGCGUCUACUGGAGCUCCACAAGGAGCGAAUGGGCAUGAGCGGUGCCCCCAUUCCCUAUCCGCCGUACUUUGCUGCCGCUGCCAUUUUGGGUCGCAGUCUGGCGGGGAUUCCCGGUGCGGCAGCGGCCGCUGGAGCAGCUGCAGCAGCCGCCGCAGUUGGCGCCUCUGGUGGUGAUGAGUUGCAGGCUCUGAAUCAGGCCUUCAAGGAGCAGAUGAGCGGUUUGGAUCUGUCGAUGCCCACCUUAAAGCGGGAACGCAGCGAUGACUAUCAGGACGAUCUGGAACUGGAGGGUGGUGGUCACAAUCUAAGUGACAACGAAUCGCUGGAGGGUCAAGAGCCGGAGGACAAGACCACCGAUUACGAGAAGGUGCUGCACAAAUCCGCUUUGGCCGCUGCCGCCGCUUACAUGUCCAAUGCAGUGCGGAGUUCACGACGAAAGCCAGCUGCCCCACAGUGGGUCAAUCCCGCCGGAGCGGUGACCAAUCCAAGUGCUGUAGUUGCAGCCGUUGCUGCUGCCGCAGCUGCCGCGGCGGACAAUGAACGCAUCAUCAACGGGGUGUGCGUGAUGCAGGCCUCCGAGUACGGCCGCGAUGAUACUGAUAGCAACAAGCCAACGGACGGCGGCAACGAUUCCGAUCAUGAGCACGCCCAGCUGGAGAUCGAUCAGCGUUUCAUGGAACCGGAGGUGCACAUCAAACAGGAGGAGGACGACGAUGAGGAGCAAUCGGGAUCGGUUAAUCUGGACAACGAGGACAAUGCGACUAGCGAGCAAAAACUGAAGGUGAUCAACGAGGAGAAGCUGCGAAUGGUGCGAGUUCGCCGGCUGAGCAGCACUGGUGGUGGUUCCUCUGAGGAAAUGCCAGCUCCCCUCGCACCACCGCCUCCUCCGCCAGCAGCUUCUUCUUCUAUCGUUAGUGGAGAAAGCACCACCAGCAGCAGUAGUAGCAGCAACACCAGCAGCAGCACACCGGCGGUAACCACUGCAGCAGCAACUGCGGCAGCCGGUUGGAACUACUAAAGUAAAAAAAUUAACAGAACUAAAUAUAAAUUCAGUGCAAUGUGUAGAGAAGCGGAGAUGGUUAACGCGUUUACUUGUGAUUAAGUUUGAAUGUUUAGACGAUGUGAGGAGCCAGGAGACAUACAUACAUAUAUAUAUUAAUAGCACUUAGGCUCUAGAAAACUAUAUUUUUUUGUUUUUUUUUUAUUAAACAUUAACUACUAAAUAUAGGCGUUAGUUGUAGCCGUUAAGGUAGCCUUAGGUUGAGGAGUUGUAAUAGUUGUAGCUAAAAGUUUAGAGACGCUAUGCGAUGAUGAUAAUUAUGAUGAGAGAGCAGCGCAAAAGUAUUAAUGAGAAAAUAAACCCCAUUUAAGAACCCCGACUUGCCGAAGAACUUUAACCAAAAUGUCGAGAUCCAAUUGAUAGUGAAAGAUUUGAUCUUGCAAAGAUUUUCGAUUUCGAUUUUUCGAUUUGUUUCUACUUGAAGACUGUAAGCAAAGGCGGUAGGAUUGAUAACUACAAACGUAAUUCUAUUCUACAUACAUUUUUUUUUUAAGAAACUAUUAUAUGAUUAUUAGCAGUUUAGCUGGUUAAGUGUAAAUAAAUAAUUAAAUGAAUGAUGAUGACGAUUGAUAGUGUACAUAGAUUUCUCGCGAGGCAUGAUCUUGCUAUCGUUCUUCCUAAAAAAAAAUCCUACCUUCUACCACCCUCAGCAACCGACUUGUUUAACUAUCUUUUGAUCUCAAGCAAAAAAACAAAAAAAAACUAAUACGAAACGAAACAAAACAAUGCAGAAAUUGAAAGGGAAAUGUGGAAGGCAUGGAGUGAAAAUCCAAAGUAAAAGAUAGUUAAAAGCAAAGCUGAAUUGCAGCGAGCAGAAAAGUUUUCCCCUAUUUUGUUGCCCAAAUAAAAUAAAAAUAUGUCGAUGAGAAAAGGAAAGGCAAAUUGAGAAAAAAAAUAUAUAACAAUAAUCUUUGUAAAUUCUGAAUUUACAUAAAAAAUCACACACAUAAAAUACACCUACACAACAAAAACACACACACAAAUUGAGUAAUUCAUAAUUAUAGCAAAAAUAAACAUGCAAAAUGCACUAAAUUAUUUAUAAUCUAAUUAUUCUAUACAUAAUUAUAUAUAAUUAUACAUAUGCAUAUAAAGCGAAAAAUGAAAAGUUUAUCAACUUAGCCUAACGGUAAUUUAAAUUUGCAUUAAACCGUAGCAUAAAUAACAAAAAUUUUUUUCUGUGAAUCUAAAAUAUUUAAAGGUAAAAAUAGAAAACACAAACCGCAUAUCGUACUAAAGAAAUUACACAAAAGAAAAAAUAUAAAAAAAUAAGAAAACAGUAAUCUAAGACAGCCAAUUUUUUUUUUGCCUAGAUCUUAAGUUUACAACGUAAUCGUAAUAUUAAAUAAAUUACAAAAUAAACAAACAAAAAAAAUAAAAAAAAGAAUCUGUUUUCCUAUAUGAACAAGAGACAACAUAGAAAACCAAGAAGAGCAAAAAACAAAUUUUAAGAAAUAUUUAAACCUUUUUUUUCCUAGGCUAAAUGUUUAAGCUAAACAAAAAACAGAUUUCUCAAACCAAAAAAGCUAAAUAAAUUAAAAUUACACGAAACCAUUUUUGCAUAGGCCCAAAAUUCGCCGCGUUAUUAUUAUUAUUAUUACAUACAUAUAUAUGAGACGAGUAAUAAAGAGAAACAAAUUACCAACAUAUACCAAACACAUUUCAAAAACCUUAAAAAAAUACAAUUUGCGAAAUUUAUACAAGAAACAAAACACGAAACAACUAAAAAUAUUUUUAAAAAAUAUGCAAACAACUUUUGCCCGCUGUCAGCGAAAUUUGUUACGAUCUUCUUAAAAUUAUUAUUAUUUUUAUCUUUUCCUCCUGUUUGCGUUUAAGUUAUCGAGUUAAAUACUUUGCAUUUUCAUACGCUUUAGCUAAUGAAUAAAUUACAUCUAUAUGGAUAUGAGAUAAACAAGUAAUAAAUAAAUAUAUAUAAAAUAUAUACAAAAUAUGGAUAAAGAAAGUUGAGCUGAGACAAAAACCAACACGACACGUUGACAUGGUUCGCAACUUUUAGUUUUAAUUAUUUCUUAAAUACAAUUUUUUUGUCUUCGUAUUUUUAUUAUUAUUAUUAUUAUUGUAAUUAUAAUAUAAAUAUUAUAUAUAUAUAUAUAUAUAUAUAUAUACAUUAAAAGAAGGAAAAAGCGAAUACACAAGCGACAACAUACCAAUAAUACAUGAACAUGAUCGAAACUUUAUCAAAUAAAAAUGUUUUCUUAAACGAAAAAAAACCCAUCGAUAUCCUUUUUUAUUUUCCUACAACAAAAAACCACCAAAAUCGCAGAAAAUGCCGCUGAGGAACGAAAGUACUCGCAAUCUCUUGUAAUCCCGCAAUCUCGUGACCCCGAAUCCCCAAAAAACCCAAAAAAAAACGUCCGCCGGAAGCUCCAACCCUUUCCCCCAAAACAAGAAAAAAUAAACAUCAGACACAGAAACACUCUGAAAUUGUAUAGCAUACUUUUGGGAGUUCCGAGAUGUCGAAAUGCUCCCUCGCCACCCAGCCGAUAUAAGCCUAUAUAGGACCUAGUUAUAUAUAUGCAUGAUCAGCAUUUUUAUACAUACCAUUAAUAGUUAUAUUUAUUAACAAUAUGCGGUGCUAGCCAAGUAAAGUAAAACGUACAGAUAUUAAUGAAGAAAAUGCGCUGACCCACAUUAUAUGUAUACAUAACAACAUACAUACAUAUAUAUGUUAGUAAAGUGGGCAGUGGAAAUUUUUUGCAUAGAUCCGUACUGCUCCAAUAAAAACAUACGUAAUUAAUUUUAAACAAAGCAAUUAAAACGGAAACGUUUGUUGAUUCAAAUCAAAAGAGUUGAGCUGUAAAUACGAUAUAUAUGAAAUUAUCCUUCCAAUUCGAAACACACACACAUACAUUUUUUAUACCGACUAAGAAAUGAUCUGUUUUUUUAGACCUUUAGACACAGAUAUCUGAAUAUACAUGAAUAUAAAUGAAUUUAAGCCCAUGGUGAUAUGCGCACACACUCCACUCACUUUGCCAAUUGUCCUACCUUUUCUUCUUUUCCACCCACUACAUAUUAGCUGUACAUAAGAAAAUGAAAGACCGAAAUAUAGAGGAAUCCCAAAUUUAUGGAUCAGAAAGUAAUAAAAUGAGAAAACAAAAACCAGACCAUAUCAAUAUUAUGUUUAAAGCAUAAAGAGUAAGAAGUCGAAAGGAUAUACAAGCAUGUUAUUUUAGCAGAUCCGAAAACAAGUAAAUAAAAACAGACUUGAAAUAACCAUAUAGUGUUAACCAGCAGAUAUACAUAUAUACAAAAGUCUCUAUAUAAAAUAACGACAUAUAUUAAAAAAAUGCAUUCAGUACUGUUGAAUGAUGAUGAGAUCCAGAACAAGAACAAGAAAAAGAACCGUAGUUAACACAUAGAACAGAUCUAUUGAACCGAUACCAAACCGAUUCCUUUAGUUUUCAACCGACAAAGAUCUUGAUGAGGACAGCCAGCUCCGUUUUUCAGUUUGAAAUCCGCCCAAAAAUGCAAUGAACAUAAAAAAAUGAAAACCAGAACAAAAUAAAUGCAAAACGAAGCGAGGAGAGUAACAAAAAUUAAGGAGAUUCUUAAGCAAAUUAGCAAAAUGUGCCCAAAACAAACAAUUAAAAAAGAAAAAGCAGCAAAAAUAUCAAAAAUAUACAUAUAAACAAAGUAAAUAGAAAAACAAAAACCGUAUAUAGUUAUAUAUAUUAUACAUAGAUAUUAAACUUAAGCACAUACAAUUUUUGGCAACCUCGAAAUCAUUUUUUAAGACCUAAGCAGAAGCAAAACUUAAAAAUUAACCGAAAUAAACGUAAAAAAAAUAAACAAAACAAAAGCAAACAUUUUUUUGUAGCAUUUCUUGUAUAAAUGCACAAGAGCAUAAAAUUAACAACAAACCAAAAUAAAUUAAAAGGUAAUGAAUAUUUUUUUUAAUUAAGCUAAACUCAAAUUGUGUUUUUGAUUUCACACUCAUUGAGAAAGUUUUUCCAGCAAGCGGUUUGCAAAGAAGACAAAACCAAAGCGAAUUAAAAAAAUCAAACGAGAAAAGGAAACAGCCACGAAAAUUAUCAAAAUAUGAAAAUGACGCGAGAAAUGAGAAACACGAGAUAAUGCGAAUAUAAAUAAUAAUAAUAAUAUGAUUAAUAAACUAGUUUAUAUAGCAUGUAAAACUGAACAGAAAAAUCAAAUUCAAUAAAGACGAAUCUACUGUAUUCCAAU
This is a messenger RNA of Drosophila melanogaster (fruit fly), 11755 nucleotides long. RefSeq names its product cut (gene ct). The transcript is spliced from 7 exons. Gene Ontology annotation, molecular function: DNA-binding transcription factor activity, RNA polymerase II-specific; DNA binding. Gene Ontology annotation, cellular component: nucleus. NCBI's taxonomy places the organism in Eukaryota, Metazoa, Arthropoda, Insecta, Diptera, Drosophilidae. Gene Ontology annotation, biological process: regulation of transcription by RNA polymerase II; generation of neurons; regulation of DNA-templated transcription. The record is from RefSeq and is marked reviewed. Bases 989 to 7513 code for a protein of 2174 amino acids.